This is a messenger RNA of Clupea harengus (Atlantic herring), 3339 nucleotides long. RefSeq names its product ribosome binding protein 1b (gene rrbp1b). Gene Ontology annotation, biological process: protein transport. NCBI's taxonomy places the organism in Eukaryota, Metazoa, Chordata, Actinopteri, Clupeiformes, Clupeidae. Gene Ontology annotation, cellular component: endoplasmic reticulum membrane. The transcript is spliced from 26 exons. The record is from RefSeq and is a predicted model, not a curated record.
CCAAAUACAUUAGAAUCUGGUCCACAGGCGGGCGCUCUGCCAAGUCACAGAAAGUGCCACGACAUUCGCCGCGGCUGCUCUGAAUCACUGAAAUUCGGAGGUUGGGGAUUAGGACGUGAGGUGCAGGCAGGCAGACAGGCAGACAGACAGACAGACGGGCAGACAUGGACGUGUACGACCCUCAGACCCUGGGCUUCGUGGUGUUCGGCGGCUUCAUGCUGGUGUCGGCGCUGGGCAUCGCGCUGGUCUCCACGCUCUCCAUGAAGGAGACGUCCUACGAGGACGCCCUGGCCGAGCAGCGCCGCAAGCUGGCCCGCCUCCAGCCCUCCGCCGGGCCCGUCAGCGCCGCCGCCUCCUCGCAGGCCCGCGCCGACAAGAAGAAGAAGAACCGGGCCAAGAAGAAAGAGGAGAAGUCCAACGGCAAGGUUGCGGCGGCGGCCGCGGCUGCGGCGGAGGAGGUGGCGGUGACUGAGGAAGACGUGGAGGAAGUGGCAAUUGAAGAACCCGAGCUGGAGCCUGCACAAGAACCUGCUGCCGUGAUCGAACCUGUGAUUGAACCUGUCGCAGAGGUCGUGGUCGUGCCCGAGCCGGAACCACAAGAACCCGAACCGGUUCCUGAGCCCGCCCCGGAACCCGCCGUCGACGCUCCAGCGCCCGUCCCUGUUGUUGCCGUAGAGACACCCGUCGCCCCGUCUCCGGCCGUGGGCAAGAAGAAGAAGAAGGUGGCCAAGGUGGAGCCUGCCAUCGCCAUCGCCAAGGCCCAGACCCCUGCCGCGGUUGCCAUGGUGGCGCCUGUCGUGGUGGAUGUCGCUGUGGAGACGAUGGCCGCCCCACCUGCAGUUGCUGCUGUCGCUCCAAUCGUCGCUGAGGAACCGAAAGCAGAGGCCCCGCCCAGUAAGAAGAGAGGCUCCAGGAAGAAGGCGGAGCCAGUGGCCCCGCUGGAGGUGGCCCCUGAGGCUCCUGCGCUGGCUGGUUUCCCCGCGCUGCUGUCCGCCCUCAGCAGCCUCACCGAGGCCGAGACCCUCAAGGUCAUGGAGAUGCUCGGAGACAAGGCCGAACACGACUCCUGGCAACUGGCAUCUCAGAAGGGAGACCCGGUGAAGAAACAGCUGGAGGAUAAGGAGAAGCUUCUGGCAGUGGAACAGGAGAGCUCCGUUACAGCCAAGAACCGUCUGAAGGAACUCACCAAGGAGCUGAGCACGGAGAAGUCUCGCCUGGCGUCCGUGGAGACGCGCAUGAGCUCGGAGCUGAGCAGCCGGCAGCAGGAGCUGAUCGCCCUCCAGGCGCGCAUGCAGGCCUCCUACCAGGAGCACCUCGUGGAGACCCAGCAGCUCACCAGCCAGAUCCAGGGUCUGCAAGAGCAGCUGGAGAACGGACCCAAUGCCCAGCUGGCCCGCCUGCAGCAGGAGAACUCCAUCCUCAGAGACGCCCUCAACCAGGCCACCAGCCAAUCAGAGAGCAGGCAGAACGCAGAGAUGGCGAAGCUCCGUCAGGACUGCGUGCGCCUCGGCAGGGAGCUCAGCGACCGCACCAACGCCCAGCAGGCCGAGGAGGAGAACCGGAAGGUUCUGGAAGCCAAGAUGGCCGCCGGCGAGGAACAGCUGGCCCAAAUGCAGGUGCGCUCCCAGGAGACGGAGCGUGCGCUGCAGCAGGAGUUGGAGCGGGUGGGCGCUCAGCUGCAGCUGGCCCUGGAGGGCAGCGGGGGACUGCAGCAGCAGCUAGAGUAGGCACAGCAACAGGCUGAUACACUCCACGAGCUUCAGGAGCGUGUGGCUGCCACUGAGGCCGAGCUGAAGGAGAAGUGCGCCGAGCUGGACGCUCUGAGGGGCCAGCAGCAGACCGCUGCUCCUGAGGAGAGCCCCGCCACAGAGGAGCCUGAUUCGUCAGCAGAGGUGGAGCAGCUCCAGAGCGCCUUGGGGGAGAAGGACGUUCAGGUGACUGCCCUGGAGGCGGAGCUUAACCAGCUGAAGGAGGAGCUUGAGCAAGUCAAGGGUGCCAAAACGGAGGCAGAGGAGGCGGGAGAGGCUGAGCAGCCAUUUGAGAAUCUGGAGAAGGAUGCACGUAUGAUCACUCUGGAGGAGGAGCUGCAGCAGCUGAAGGAGGAGAUGGAGCAGGCGAAGAACAAGAGCAACGAGUUGAGGGAGAAGAACUGGUCAGCGAUGGAGGCUUUGGCUACAGCUGAGAAGAUGGGUGAGGACAGACUGACUCAGGCCAAGGGUACACUGGCUGAGGCUGAAAGACAGCUGAGUUCUUUCCAAACAGAAGCCAAGAGCGCCUUGCAGACACUCUUCCCACAGGUUGCCGUAGAAACCGAUCAGAAUAAUUGGCUGGAGGAGUUCACUGCUAAAGCCCAGGAGGUGCUCAGAGACAGCCUGCCCAGUCAGGAGGUGCAGCAGGGGAGCGCCUCAUCCACAGAGCUGCCGGAGCUGCUGUCUAAGCUCCAGCAGGCUGAGGAGUCUCAGCGGAUACUCAAGGCUGAGUGUGACCAGUACCGCACCGUGCUGGGAGAGACGGAGGGUAUGCUGAAGCAGCUGCAGAAGAGUGUGGAGGAAGAGGAGCAGGUCUGGAAGGCCAAGAUGGCCGAGGCAGAGGCGCAGCAACAGGCGGCCCUGGAUCAGGUGAAGGCGCUGGAAGAGGCUGCGGAGGCCGUGAGGACGGAUGGCCAGAGCGCAGAGCAGCUGAAGGAGCAGCUGAUGCUUCUAGAGGCCCAGCUGGAGAAGCAGCUGGAGUCCGUGACCUUCAGCCAGACGUACGCUGAGGAGAUCACUCAGCUGAAGACGUCGCUGUCGGAGUCUCAGGCCCAGCUGGCAGCCGCCCAGGCAGAAGCCCAGAAACAGACAUCUGACCUCACCGCGGUGAGGCAGCAGCUGAGGGAGGCGACUGAGCGUGUGCAGAACGAGGACUCCUCCCACUCUCCGGGGUCAGAGGUCACACAGGUGCAGAGCCAGCUUGAGGAGACGGUGGGGAAACUACAGACCGAGGAGGCCAUGAAACAGCAGCUAGCCGAGAGCUAUGAGCAGGCUCAGAGGUGUGUGACGGACCUUCAAGCCCAGCUGGACUCUCUGAAAGCAGAGGGAGAUGGACCCACAACCGAGCUGAAGGAGCGCCUGGACAAGGAGAAGAGGCUGACGAGAGACCUGGGCCAGGCGGCCACCAAGCUCCAGCAGCUCCUCAGGGCCACACAGGAGCAGCUGGCCAGGGAGAGGGAGGCCAUCAGGAGCCUGCAGCAGGGGGAAGGACAGGCCAAGGAGCCAGAAGAACCGAAGGAGGGGACCUCUGUCUAAACGGGACCGGAGGAGGAGCACCACCCGAGGGAGAAAGGAGAGAAAGAAGGGAAGA